GGUGGAGGAAGCCGGAAGUGGAUCGGGGCCGGGUUGGUUCGGGCGUUGCGGGUUUGUGGCCUGGGAUCGCUCGGACCGUGGCAGCUGAGGAGCCCGUGACGGGACGGAGCGACGCCAUCCCUGCACUGAGGCCUGCUGACCGGCAGGCUCUGUGCGCUCGGCGGAGGUCGGCGGCGACCAGCAGCGACCGCGGAGCGACGGCGGGCGGCCCCGGGCAUGUACGCCCCCGGAGGCGCAGGGCUGCCUGGCGGGCGCCGGCGGAGGAACCCGGGAGGCAGCGCUCUGCCCAAGCAGCCGGAGCGUAGCCUGGCCUCGGCCCUGCCGGGUGCCCUGUCCAUCACCGCGCUGUGCACUGCCCUCGCCGAGCCUGCCUGGCUGCACAUCCACGGUGGCACCUGUUCCCGCCAGGAGCUGGGGGUCUCCGACGUGCUGGGCUCCGUGCACCCGGACCUGCUGAAAGAUUUCUGCAUGAAUCCCCAGACAGUCCUGCUCCUGCGGGUCAUCGCCGCCUUCUGCUUCCUGGGCAUCCUGUGUAGUCUCUCCGCCUUCCUUCUGGAUGUCUUUGGGCCCAAGCAUCCAGCCCUGAAGAUCACCCGUCGCUAUGCCUUUGCCCACAUCCUCACAGUCCUGCAGUGUGCCACCGUCAUCGGUUUUUCUUACUGGGCUUCCGAACUCAUCCUGGCCCAGCAGCAGCAACAUAAGAAGUACCACGGUUCCCAGGUUUAUGUCACCUUUGCUGUUAGCUUCUACCUGGUGGCAGGCGCGGGCGGGGCCUCAAUCCUGGCCACAGCAGCCAACCUCCUGCGCCACUACCCCACGGAGGAAGAGGAGCAGGCGCUGGAGCUGCUCUCGGAGAUGGAGGAGAACGAGCCCUACCCGGCGGAGUACGAGGUCAUCAACCAGUUCCAGCCGCCCCCGGCCUACACACCCUAGUGCCAGCCGUGGGCCCUCCUCCUUGGCAGCCCUCCCCACUCUGCAGCGCCCUCCACACCCAGAGGUGCUCCUUUCCCCAGCGGGCCUCACCGGGAGGCUCCGGACCGUCUUCACCAACCUUCCCCGGGAGAGACUCUGCCUUUAGCGUUGUUCCUGGAUCCCCACUCUCAAAACCUGGGGUUCACUGGUUUUAGAUAACGGCACUGUUUCCCUUCUUUCCACCCCCCUCUCGUUCCGCGGUCACUCGUCAUUACCAACCAGGGAUGGUCGUACACGUUUUCCCCCUUCGUGGGCCCUGUCUCUGAGACUGAGGCUUUCCUUGGGGAGCUGUUGACAGUGGACGGUCCCCGCUAGAAGAGGCGUCCACGGGGCCCAAGGGAAAGGGGACCGUGGGCUGCGGGCUUGCCUCCUAGCUGUCCACGUGUGCCCCGCGGCCUAGCUCUGGGCUGAGCCCUGCCCCGGCCCCCUCUGGGAGUGCCCAGUACCGGGCUGCCCGCUCUGUGGAAUUCUCUGCACUUUAGUCUUUGGACUGCCUGUCACGUGUGUUCUGGUUCUGCAGGGAGAAGGGGUGGCUUCUGGGAAGCGGAGCAUGUGCUCUCCCCGACCCGUCCCUGCCUGGUGGCCGGCGCCCCGGCGUGAGCCUGAGGCCCCCCCGGAAAGGAUCAGUGUGAAGGGGGCCAAAUCUCCCCAGCCCUGUCACCUUUUAAAAUGUGAGUGGUUUUAAAAGGGAAAAACAAAACUGA
Messenger RNA from Kogia breviceps (pygmy sperm whale), 1676 nucleotides. RefSeq names its product transmembrane protein 127 (gene TMEM127). The record is from RefSeq and is a predicted model, not a curated record. Gene Ontology annotation, biological process: negative regulation of TOR signaling; negative regulation of cell population proliferation. Lineage: Eukaryota; Metazoa; Chordata; Mammalia; Artiodactyla; Physeteridae. Gene Ontology annotation, cellular component: membrane.